This is a messenger RNA of Vitrella brassicaformis, 5961 nucleotides long. The record is from the annotation of a GenBank genome assembly. Lineage: Eukaryota; Vitrellaceae.
GUUCAAACGAAGAGAGAAAGCAAAAAGUCCCAUCCAUCCAUCCAUCCAUCGCGCGUGAGUGGCUGGCGACACCCGAUGUGCUGCGUGCAUCCGAUAGAGCGACAGCAACACAUCCAGUGAGGCUCACACACGUACGUACACACUCACACAGAGGAAAGGAAGGCAGGCCGACCAGAAGAAGCAACCCACGUGUACGUAGCUAAGGCAGGAAACUCGGGGCAAGCAAGUAUCAGAAAACACCGUGCAUAUGCAGUUAUCUAACUGUGGACAUAUGCAAGUACAUUCGUCUUUCCCGAGUUAAUCGCUCCCUGGUGCACAGACUCGACAACGGGAUCAACCAAACAAAUACACAGUCCUCUCCGUCGCGCACAACAUGCCAUGUGCAUAUGUGCACAUGGCCAGCCCUCGGAAAAAACUGGGUCUUGCGAAAGCACGGCGACGGGGAGAAAAGAAUCACUCACCCGGUCGCUCCUCGGGCCCUUUCUUACCUGUACUGACAAAACGUGUGCAUGAUCCAGGGGCGCAUACCAUAAACGAUAUGUAUCGGUGUCCAGUCCAGCUAUGCAUCGGUGUAACCAGGAAAGCCGAUAUGCAUAUAUGCAUUCACACACACAAACACACACGCGUUCACACACACACCAAAGCCCUCCCAGCACCGGCCGCCAAGAGUGGCGGCAUUCGGUACUACAGGCUAACUGCACGGUCGGCUGUCAUCCCUCCCUUCGGCCCUUGAAAACAGACUGUCUGUCUGCCUCUCUGUGUUGGUCGACAUGUCUGUACAGCAAAGGGGGUAGGGCCUCAGACGAAGCGGGAGAAAGACAGGAAAUGACACGCACCCAUCCCCACACCACACCACACGCACCCGACCCACCCUCCCCCACAGAGAGACACUGCCCUUUUUUUGGUUUUGGGGUUUUUUAUUUUUUGUUUUUCAUUUUCUGUGACACAAUCACGCCGACACCACACACACACACACACAGAGAGAGAGAGAGAGAGAGAGAUGGUGAAAGGCCUAGCCCUUUCCCUCUGCAAGGAGAUGCGAUCAAUGCAUGUGUGAUGGUAGCCGUCGGCCUGUCUGUAUGUGGCCACAGCGCAAGCAAUGCAAAAAUGACGGACGGACGGACGGACGAGCAAAUUCGCCUCCUCCAUGCAUCGAUGACACGAAUGGUUGUCGGUCGACAGCCAGUCACAGGCGGCAGUACAUCGAAAAAGAGGAGAGCACAAGUCUUAGACAGGAGAGAGAUCAAAGGAGAAGGAUGCAUCCAUCGGGGCGGCAUACAUUACAGCGAUAUGGCCCAGCUAGCUAUCAACACAGUCGAUUAAUUCAGUACGUGUCGGAUGGGUGGAUCUGCCAAUCCAGAUUUGGCGGGGCAGAUCCACCUACCCUCACCCUCCCUCCCAUCAGGUGGGUCACCUCACCCCCCUCUCUCUCCUGACGGAUGGAUGCUACAUGGCAUGGCACAGAGAGAGCCGCCGUGUGACACAUGCAUGGCACAGACUCGCUCUCUCGCAAUAGAUAGUGCAAAAACCUCUGUCUGUGCUGCCUGUGCAUUGUCGUAGCACACACGGCACUCAGGCAAUGGCAAGUAAGCAUUGAUUUGUCUGAAGGAAGGGCAAGUCAGUGCCAAAAAGGCGGCAAAGACCCGUUGUCCGUCGACAACCGGGCAGCCAAGCCGCCGGGUAGGCAGGCAGGCAGGCAGGGAGGGAGCACUAAGGACGGCAAAGCAGAUGAGAGAAGAGAUAGGAAAGAAGAGAGGGCAGGACUUUGGUCGGUCAGUCGGUCUUGACUGACUGACUGUACAAGGCGAAGUACGCCGUCAUGCACGCACUCACACACAUUCCCGCAGCAUCAAGCAGGUGUCCACGCAAAACCCACCCCGCCCAGCCACCAGCAGCGUGGCAACGUCCACCCGCAGCUACGCAUUUACCGAUCCAUUGAUACGUCCGUCCAUCAAUCAGCCAGCCAGCCAGCCGAAUCCCCCCCGACAGACGGCAAGGCUGCUCUGUCGCUACGCAAAACCCUCCUCCCUGCUGGCCAUGGGCGGGUGCACACGCCGGCAGCAUGUAUAUUCAUUCGCACACUCGACCGACAAGGGAAGGGAAGAGAAAGCCGCGGCGAGAGAGAGAGUGACCAUGGUGAGAUCUGACCCACGGGCGCACGGCAAAACCCAUCCCCAUCCCUCCCCUGCGACAGGCAGCUAGGUGGCGCGAGUGAAUUAAUUAAUUGGAUGUGUGAAGUGACGAGCGGCCGGCAAUCCAAGUCAGUCUUCAGGGCCGUGCCGUCCAUCCACCCCUCCCCCUCCCCCUCCCCCUCCCCUGCACACCACACAACACGGCUCACACAGCAAAGCGUACCAAAAGCCGGCUAGGCUGAGAGAGAGAGAGAGGAGAGGAGAGAGAGGGGCUUGCUCGAGGCCGUCCGUCUGUCAGUUUGUCUGAAAACCAGCUGGGCUACCUAUCAUGUCAUUCAUGUAUACCCAUCCGCAGGUAUGUAGCCAGUCCACCACACCACAUCACACCACACCACACCACAUCACAUCACAGCCCCCUCCCUCGUCCAGCAAGACAGUAUGGACGGACGAUGGCGCCACCAGCACAUGCACUGCUGCACCUGGCUGUUGGUGCGACUACCCGUAUCUGUGUGAGUAUGUGUAGGUGUGUGGGUGGGAGUGUCUGCCCGCUUCUCGGUCGCUGAGCGGCAGCCGGGCAGGGGGCAGAGAAAGAGAAGACAGAGCAGAGAAGGGCUCGAGGUCAUCACUCACACGGACAGGCACAAGCCAGGCACCCACCGCAGGUUUGUCAGCGCAUAUAUGCAAUGCCGACCAUUCCAUCCAUCCACCCAUCCAUCCAUUGCCUGUCUGUGUGUGUCAAUCUGCCAGCCCUCACGCUACCUCAUGACGGUAUGUACCCCGAUAAUGAGUCGAUAGGUAUGCACCACCAGAUGAAGCAAGUCAGCAGCCAGCUGCACAUUCCAUGCAUUCAUGUAGCUAGCUUCCAGAAAACACCACACGCCCCCCGUAGCGCCCGUACCCUGAUACAAUCACACACACACACACAGACAGGGGGGGAGGGGGGGGAUCGGUCCACACGGCCAUCUUCAUCUGGCUGCUGGGUGCGCACCUGUUGUGUGUGUCGGUGUGUGUGAGUGUAUUCGUCACACGCGCCGUUUGGGGGCGCUGUUGGUCUGCGGCGAAGCGGGGUCCACGCGGGUGAGGUGUCUUGCGGGGAUCCACUGGAGCUGUCUGGUGGUAGGUAUCCACACCUGACCCCUACACCACACACAAAGGAAGCGGCACACAGGAAGGGACACGUGUGACUCGGUGUGAGUGUAUUCAUGUCGGUCUGUCGCUCACAUGGUAACGCGCCCUUGCGCAUCCGUCUUGAUAUUCUUGACCUGCACCGUCAUUCUGUUGAGUCUGACGCCACAGGGCCCCGUGACUCCAGCGAUUUUGACCUUCUGGUUGAUCUCGAACGGCGGCUGGUACGUGCCCUGCUGCUGCUGCUGCUGCGGUGGGCCCUCCUCCGACGACCCCUCGGCUGCGGUGGCGCCGUCAGUCACCUUUGGUGGUGGCUGCUCCGGGCUGCUGGGGCUGCUACUGCUGGUGCAGGAACGAGAGGGUGGGCUGUGGCUGUCAGGAAACGGCUGCUCCUGAGCCGGUGGCACCGUGCCGCUGCUCGUCGGAAGAGGGUGUCGUGCGCUGUUGGUGGUGGUGGCCUUGGGUGGCGCGGCCUUGGGUGGCGCGGCCUUGACCACAGUGCGAGUCGUCGAGUCGCCCAAUCGUUGCCCACCACACAACCCACCACCCAAGCCGCCACCGAUGCCGCCAGCGGCCGUCAGCGGGGCUGCACUGGGUCCUGCCGUGGGGAUGAGGCCCAACAGCGACUGGAACGAGGUGGCGUCGACGGCGUCGCUCGGUCGCUGGGCGACCAUGGGGGGGACCGGUACGGCCUCCUGCGAUGGCUCCUCUGCCGUGGGGGACCGUGACUGAAGUCCCUCGCUGCUCCCGCCGCUCUCACCCGUCAUGUCGGCCUCCCGUGAGGUCGCCAGUGGACGCACCCGAGCGCCCGGGCCUGUUGCUGGCGCCUUGGGCUUGCCACUGCCGUACUCGCCGGUGGUGGUGGGGCCAGUGGCCGGGGGCGUGCCGAGUAGGGCAUCGCCGCGCCCGUCCCUGUUGCCGUUCUUCUCACCAAACGCCACACGCGAGCUGACAGCGCCAGGCGACCGCACUGCAGCCGGUGGGCGGUGGUCCAUGCUGCUGGGGCCGUCGGGGCGAGGAUCGGGCGUCAGAGUACGGUAGUACUGGCCCCUCUCCUCGCGCCGGGCGACGGUGAGGCCGCCGCCGAGUGGGGAAAGGGGUAGGCGGCCGCCAGAGUCGCUGUGGGGGUGCUGCUUGUUGCGCGAGUGCAUGGGGGAGGUCAAGGCCGACUCCUUUUUCCCCAUGAGCGGCUUGUCUUUUCGCCUGAGGGCGAGGUAGUUGAGCGGGUCUCUCUGCGAGGCCGUCGGCGACGGGUCUCUGUGCGAGCUCUGCACCUCGUCCAUAUCCUUGAGCAGGGAGGAGCUGCGGCGUUCGGCCUCGUCGCCCUUGCCGACAUGCGACACCGCCGUAUCUGUCAGCAGGCCGCCAAAGGAGGGGCCAACGGGCGACAUGACGGGGCGGUAGCUGAAUCUUGACACGGCCUCGGUGAGCAUGGUGACGCCGGCGCGCGCCAGCAGUCCUGGCCCGCUCGACUCGUAGGCGGUGUUGUCGGGUUUUGACGGUCAGCAUCCCCGGCUGGUGCGUGAGGAGCCGGUUGUGCGGCGAGGUGAUGGUGAGUCCGUUGAGGUGGUCGUCGGCGUAUACGUGGAGGUUGAGGCCCUCGCCGGUCAGGGAGAACUUCUUGACACCCUCUACUUCACCGACGAAGCUGCAGCCAACGAGAUCACAGAGAGGCGCCACACCAGUGAUGGAUGCUAUGGAUGCUCCUCUCACUGGUCUGUCUGUCUGUCUGUCUGUCUGUGGGAACGUAUGUAUGUAUGUGUGUAUGUGUUGUGUGCUCAGGUACCUGACGGCGUGUGGUGGCAGGCCCGGUAUGUCAUACACCGUAGCGUGUACCUCGACGAUGAUGACGUGCCGCUUCUUGACCGCCGGGUCGAGUGCGUCAAGGUUGAGCACCACCUCGGCCAUGUCCCCCGCGUUCUUGCCGUGCGUCUGCAGUUCGACGUACUGAGUCAGGUCGUCCUCGAAAACACGAGGCUCCCCAUUGAGCACGUACACAACUCUGUGUGAGCCACACACCACACACCACACAUCACGCAUCACACACAUCCAUGCGCGCGAACCCGUGUGUUUCCACCCCGUCUGUACUGGCUUACAUACCUCAGUUUCCCCGUCGGCAGCUGGACGAACCCCUCGGCGGGCACCUUCUCCUGCUGGGUGAGGGCCUGGACGGGGCCACAGUGUGUCGCCAGGUUGAGGAGCAGCACCUUGGUGUCCAGAGUGGAUGACACAGGGUUUCAAACCCGUAACCCCUGAACCAUAGAGCGCGCCACUUGACCCCUUCCCCUCCGCCGGGUGUCACAUCUGCCUACCUCGCGGCACUGACAAUAUGCCGAAUCACUCUCCUGACGGCGGCUGGCCUGCGUUGCUCAGGGAUGUCGGCAAAGUGGGACAGCUCGGGCAGAGGCCAUUCAAGCGAACGCAAGGCCUCGCACGAGCCGUCCUCGUUGAAGAUCUUGACACAUCCGUAGAGAUCAUGCCGGAUCUCACUGGUGCUGACGUCGAUCUCACUGGUGCUGACGUCCAGCGUCAGGUGGCUGCCGCUGGCAGGAAACUGCCCUCCCGAGAUGACUCCAUACCGGCAGUUCUGAGGGAGGGGAGGCAGGGCGCCCAACGACGAGAUCCCUCUGCUCUUAAAGAUAGGCCGCAUCUUGUUCACAGAGAGGGGUUCACUUUUUUUUCUCCACAUUUUGGCAGCAGGAGG